AAUAAUACUGUUGGAUCAGUACUCUUACUUGCCGUCGCACCUCCUUUCCUCCCUCCCUGCACAGGCCCCUCCUCCUCCUCCAAUCCCAGUGUGCUGACUCAGAGUAUACCUCCGGGGCCGUCCUGUUCUCAGUGUGGUCACCAGGAGGCGCUGGAGGCCAAUGCCUUUCAACAGACCGCUGCGGCUCCACUAACAGGCCACAACUCAACGACUCUUGGGCCGACCGAGCUGCCGUCUACCCCGAAAACACCAACGAACAAGAUCCGACCGCUGGCGCCCGGACCCAAACCUCAGGUCCCCCCGAAGCCAACCCACCUCAAGCAGCAGCCAGGGGCAUUGAGGCCACGCCUCGGGGUUCCGGAUAAGCCCCUCCCCCUUAACCCGCCCUGCAGAGCCCUUCCAGUCGACCCCCGAGGGGACUGGACUCUGCCCAGCCGCGUCGAUGGCACCGCCUCCCCCCCCUGCGUUCUGUCACUCAUUGAGAAGUUUGAGCGCGAGCAGAUUAUUGUAGUUCCUGCCAUCACCGGGGGGGCUCUGUGUCACCGCCUCUUCGAUCCACCCUCCUCAGCCGACUCUCCCCCACUGGGUGAGGAGCUGCUCUGUGAGCCUGAAGGUCAUGAUGACCUCACAUUGGGCUGUGAGGGGUACUGCGGCCUGCAAGAAGACCACGAUGAUGAUGACGAUCACGAUAUUGAUGACGACAAUGAUGAUGAUGACCACGAUGAUGACGCCCACGAUGAUGAUGACCAUGAUGAUGAUGACCACGAUGACGAGCUUGUGGCAGCAUGUCGUGACGACCUUCAUCAGAAGCGUCUCUCCAUGGAGUCAGGUUAUAGCGCCUCAGAAAAACACCUGGAGGAGGACACGGUCGCCGUGGAGAUGAGGGAGCAGCCGCUGCCUCUCGACCAGUCGGAGCUCCCCUCGGAGCAUCUGUCCCUGCCGUCCUUGCAGACAGAGGGCAAGCUGGCUAAUCGGGACAGCGGCAUCGACAGCAUCAGUUCUCCGUCGCACAGCGAGGAGCUGUGCUUUGCUGGCGUGGACGACGGGGGCGUGGCCUAUCCCUGUAGCCCGGCCCUCCUGUCACGCCUCUCUGGCUUGUCCUCGUACGUGGUGGAGGGAGGGGGCGCGUCCAUAAGGAGGAGGGACUUCUCUGUGGAGGGCGACAGCGACCUGGAAGAUGAGGCGGAGCUAACGCUGGUGCUGCCCCACCCCAAGACCGACAGACAAGACUCUGCUGAGCUGUCUGUCCAGCAGAGGGUCUUCAACAUUGCUAACGAGCUGCUGCACACAGAGACCGCCUACGUGGCUAAGCUCCACCUCCUGGACCAGGUGUUUCUGUCUCGACUCCUGGAGGAGGCUCGGUCUCGCUCCUCCUUCCCCUGUGACGUUGUCCAGGGGAUCUUCUCCAACAUCUGCUCAAUCUACUGCUUCCAUCAGCAGUUCCUCCUGCCAGCCCUGCAGAAACGGAUGGAGGAGUGGGAGUCCAACCCCCGGGUCGGGGACAUCCUGCAGAAGUUGGCUCCCUUCCUGAAAAUGUACGGAGAAUAUGUAAAGAACUUUGACCGGUCGAUGGAGCUCUUGAACAUCUGGACGGAGCGAUCAACCCAGUUCAAGACCAUCGUGCAGGAGACGCAGAGGGAGGAGCGCUGUAGGAACCUCACCCUGCAACACCACAUGUUAGAACCUGUUCAGAGGAUUCCUCGAUAUGAGUUGCUGCUCAAAGAUUAUCUACACCGGCUGCCCAAGGAUGCCCCGGACCACAGGGACGCCCAGAAGUCUCUGGAGUUGAUUGCGACAGCAGCAGAACACUCCAACGCUGCCAUCAAGAAGAUGGACCGGAUGAGGAAGUUGUUGAAAGUGUACGAGUUGUUGGGCGGAGAAGAAGACAUCGUAAACCCGACAAACGACCUCAUCAAAGAGGGACACAUCCUGAAACUGUCCAACAAGAACGGGACCACCCAGGACCGAUACCUCAUCUUGUUUAAUGACAGGUUGCUGUACUGUGUCCCGAAGCUGCGUCUGAUUGGUCAGAAGUACGGCGUGCGAGCUCGCAUCGACGUGGACGGGAUGGAGCUUAAGGAGACCAGCAGUGUUUCAGCAUCCAAGACAUUCCUGGUGUCAGGAAAACAGAGAUCCCUAGAGCUGCUUGCCAGGACAGAGGAGGAGAAGAAC
Gasterosteus aculeatus aculeatus (three-spined stickleback) is the source of this 2172-nucleotide messenger RNA. Lineage: Eukaryota; Metazoa; Chordata; Actinopteri; Perciformes; Gasterosteidae. The record is from RefSeq and is a predicted model, not a curated record.